This is a messenger RNA of Melozone crissalis (California towhee), 6663 nucleotides long. It is a transcript of the gene TMCC1, whose product is annotated as transmembrane and coiled-coil domain family 1. Lineage: Eukaryota; Metazoa; Chordata; Aves; Passeriformes; Passerellidae. Gene Ontology annotation, cellular component: endomembrane system. The record is from RefSeq and is a predicted model, not a curated record. Bases 2040 to 3971 code for a protein of 643 amino acids. Gene Ontology annotation, biological process: endosome fission; endosomal transport; endosome membrane tubulation. The transcript has 4 exons.
AUGUGAAUAGAGAGCAUGCAGGAGAUCAAAGAGAUCCUGGCUGGAGAGUUUACCCAUCAUCUUAGAUAAGAGCUGCAGUUCUUCAGUGAGUCCUGACUGAAAAUAAAUGCUGAGUGAAUUAGCUAAAAUGGAAAAGGCAGUUAUGGGUCAGCUGUCCGGUUUGUAUUUUAUGUGCCAAAUAGUUUUGGGACUCUUGCUUUUUUAGAUGGUGAGUUUUGUUCACUGAGCCAUUUGGUCUGUUGGUUUUUGCAAUUUUUUGUCCCAAAACAUAAAUUGAGUACAGUCUAACUUUCUGCAAAACCUGUUGCCUGAAGGGGAAAAAAAAGAUUAAGAAAGAGGAAGCCCAAAAGCCAAAGCACACUACUAGACAGAAAGGCACUUUAAUUCAUUUAAGAUAGUGUUAAGUAUGUAGGUAUGUUGUUUUCUUCUGCCACACAAUUGCUGCAUGAAUGUGGGUAAAUGUAUGUUUCUUGGAUGUAGUUUAUUCCUUUGUGUUUAAUGUGUUAUUGAUUAAACUGGCCAGUAUAUCUACACUCAAUGCUUAUAGCAUCUUCAAAGCACAGAGGUAAAAUCCUGCAUGAUUCCAGUGUUCUGCUUUCUGUAAGUACUGAGUUUCUUCUUGCCUCCAACUAAUAGCAGUGACACUUGAAAAAAAGAAAGAGAGAGGCAGCUCUUCUGAUAUUUUUGGAUGGCAAUUUGAAAAGCAUUUUGGAAUAUCUGUUUAACCCAUUGUGUUAGGUUUCAGAUACACAGAAUCUAGAGCACUCCAGUUGUAAACUCCAGUGCAUUCUGUUUCUGCAGCUGUUCUUGCAUAGAAAUGAACACUCUCAAAUCCCAAAUAUGCUGAGUUUCAAAUAAUUCUUUUCUAAAGCACUGACUGCUUUCUGCCAAGAUUGAGGUAGACCUUUGUGAGCUGAUUUCUAUAUUUAUAGAAGCCUAAUCAAAGUUUUCUCUUGCAGAAAACAAUGGUCAGCUUCUGAGCAUGUGAUCUCAUGGUGCUGAUGUAAAACCCUUGCAGUUACUGUAUCCUUCCUUUCUUCCUCCCUUUCUUCCCCAUAUCUUUGCUGACCUUCUCCCAUAGUUGUUGCUAUGAGCAAGUGCUGAGCUGCGCUGUUGUAUAAUCCAGUCCUGCCUCAGCCCAGGGAAUGACUCGGGUUGAGAUCUCUAAGAACAGCAGUUCCUGUGACAGAGGCUGAACUGCACAUACCUGGUGCUGAUCCCUUGCGGAUUUGGUUGCUUAAUCUACUUUUCAAAAUGCAUUCUUGUUUCCUGUGAGAGCUGUGGAACAAGACUAUGCCAACUGAAAGCAUUUCACUUGCCUGUUCUUGCUUGAAGAUAGAUUUUCACAUCAAGUUUCCAGUGCCAUCAGUGGAUGCUGGCUGUAAUAAGCCAUUUCUCACUAUGUGGAAAUGAAUAACUUAUUUGGAAAUGUUCUGGUUUUUUGCAUGUAUUAAAUACUGUUAAGUUAGGGCCUUAGUAUCAGAUCUUUGUCAAAGAGCAAAAUUAAUUCUGCCUAAGUGACUUAACAUGCUUUUCAGAAAUUUAGCCUCAUGUUAGAUGUUAUUAUGGGCUUGUUCUUAAUAAACAAAACCCCACUGGUUUCUUCUUGCUUCUCCCCUUUUUGAACAGCAUUUGUACCUUUCUUGCUUUCCUACAUCCUUUGUGCUGGACUUCUCCCCCCAGGCAAUGAAUGACUUGUCUCACACAAGCUUUGGCUUCUGCGUACAGCCUAGAUGCAACUAAUGCCACGUGGAGGGGUGCUCCAAGGACUGCUACAUUUUAUUUUGUUAAUGGCAUGUUUUGCACAUUGGAUUUUUAACCCACACUUGCUGCAUGGAUGUAUAAUAAUGACUACUCUUUUGUUUAACAUUAGAUAAGCAUGAGAUCACCGUGGCACAGCUGCAUGUAUAGUCACUCUUGAAGCAAUUACACACCUAAUUGGCUGGCAAUCUUGGCAUUCUCAAAAUAAACACAAGCCUUUUAAAGAAAGGGGACGUAUUUAUGUAUGAAUAGUCAAAUAAACUUGUUGGGUGUCAUCAAUGGAGCCGUCUGGCACUGAACAGUUGUCUGAUGACCCUGAUCCUGGAGGCAAAUCCCAAGAUCAAGAAACCAAAAAACAACAUGAAUCAGAGCAAAAAUUAUCCAAAAUAACGCAUAAUGCUUUGGAGAACAUUAAUGUCAUUGGUCAAGGCUUGAAGCACCUGUUCCAGCAUCAGCGCAGGAGGUCGUCUGUUUCUCCACAUGAUGUCCAGCAAGCUCAGGCUGAGCUGGAGCCUGACCUGGAUUUGGAAAGCCAGAGCGUCUGUGCUGAAAUUGAUGGUGUCUCCACCCACCCCACAGCUCUGAACCGGGUGCUUCAGCAGAUCAGAGUGCCACCCAAAAUGAAGAGAGGGACCAGCCUGCACAGCAGGUGGGGCAAGGGAGAUGCCCCGAAAGGAAGCCCGCAGAUCAACCGAAGGUCUGCUCAGGAUAUUCAGUCGGGUCGGCCCAGAUCAUCAUCCACUACAGAUGCUCCCACAAACUUGUCUGUGAUGGAGAUUGCUUCUUCUAUCUAUGUAGGUGGAGAAGAGGCCACAGCAGCAGCAAUCGAGCGAUUGGAAGUCAGCAGCUUGGCACAGACCUCCAGUGCCGUGGCCUCCAGCACUGAUGGCAGCAUCAAUGCAGACUCCGUUGAUGGGACCCCGGAUCCGCAGCGGACAAAAGUGGCCAUCACACACCUGCAGCAGAAGAUACUGAAGCUGACAGAGCAGAUCAAAAUCGAGCAAACAGCCCGUGAUGACAACGUGGCAGAGUACCUGAAAUUGGCCAACAAUGCAGACAAGCAGCAGAGUGCCCGCAUUAAGCAAGUGUUUGAGAAGAAAAAUCAAAAGUCAGCCCAGACCAUCUUGCAGCUGCAGAAGAAAUUGGAACAUUACCAUCGAAAGCUGCGAGAGAUUGAACAGAAUGGGAUCCCUCGGCAGCCAAAGGAUGUCUUCAGGGAUAUGCAUCAGGGUUUGAAAGACGUUGGAGCAAAAGUCACUGGCUUCAGUGAGGGAGUGGUUGACAGUGUAAAAGGUGGACUUUCCAGUUUCUCCCAGGCCACACAUUCAGCAGCAGGAGCUGUGGUUUCCAAACCCCGGGAGAUUGCUUCCCUCAUAAGGAACAAGUUUGGGAGUGCAGACAAUAUUGCUAAUCUGAAAGACUCCUUAGAAGAAGGCCAGGAAGAUGGGACAGGUGGCAAGGCUCUAGGUGUUAUUCAGAACUUUCAGUCAAGCCCAAAAUAUGGCAGUGAAGAGGAUUGUUCCAGUGCCACAUCAGGCUCGGUGGGAGCCAACAGUACAACAGGAGGCCCUGUGGGAGCUUCCAGCUCCAAAACAAACACUCUGGAUAUGCAGAGCUCAGGGUUUGAUGCAAUACUGCAUGAGAUACAAGAAAUUCGAGAGACACAGGCAAGACUGGAAGAAUCAUUUGAGGACCUUAAGGUUCGCUACCAGAGGGAUUACACGUUGAUAAUGCAGACCCUGCAGGAGGAGCGGUACAGAUGUGAAAGACUUGAAGAGCAGUUAAAUGACCUGACUGAGCUCCACCAGAACGAGAUUCUCAAUUUAAAACAGGAGCUGGCCAGCAUGGAGGAAAAGAUUGCCUAUCAGUCUUACGAGCGAGCCCGGGACAUCCAGGAGGCGCUGGAAGCGUGCCAGACGCGCAUCUCCAAGAUGGAGCUGCAGCAGCAGCAGCAGCAGGUGGUGCAGUUGGAGGGACUGGAGAACGCCACAGCCAGGAACCUGCUGGGGAAGUUCAUCAACAUCUUGCUGGCUGUCAUGGCUGUCCUCCUCGUCUUUGUCUCCACUGUGGCCAACUGCGUUGUGCCCCUGAUGAAGACUCGCAAUAGGACGUUCAGCACUUUAUUUAUAGUGGUUUUCAUUGCCUUUUUGUGGAAGCACUGGGAUGCCAUCACCGGCUACUUGGAACGAUUCUUGUCUCCCCCCAGAUGAUGGUGGCAGGAAUGGGCUGCGCCGCUCGCUCCUGGUGCUCUUGGUGAGCAAGUGUGGCAAAGAUUAGUCAGCGACUACUCUGCUGAAGUUUUAAAGUGUCCGAGUGAAUUUGUUUACAUUUAGAAUAACGUUUUUUCUCUGCAAGAUGCAUUGCAAUAGUAUUUUUUAGAUUUUACUCAAGAACUCUUUUCGUGAGAAUCCUGGAUAAUUUUUAUGUAGCAUGGUUCUCUUUGGAUGCAAAUCUUAAGAUUCUUUAAAGUGUACAAAAGAAAUGAAUAAAAUACAGAAAUUUGGAGCAUACCAAUGGGCAGUUUAAAUUGUGGCUUGAACUACUGUACUAAACCUGUCAGGAAGAAGAGAACGUGGUUAGCUUAAGACGAGCAAAGCUCAAUCUAGUGCACAGCCUUGAAUGAUGGUACCACAGCAAACCUGUAACACUAAACUUUUACUGUGAAGUCUGCUCACAUUCCAUGUCCGAGUGUAUGCAUUGAGUGGUUUCUUUCCUUAACAAGAGAAAAACAACAACGUGUGGAUCCCUCUCCCAGCUCAGCAUCUGGGUUCGCCGUUUGUGUUAACCUGACUUCAGUAACUUUCUGUAAGGCUGGCUAACUUGGCUGAGUAUAUGGAGUGGAAGCCUCAUGCCAUAUACAGUAACUGCACAGUCGUGCUACACUAUUUUGAAGUAGUCCUUGAAAUACAUAUACUCUUUAAGCAGAAGCCCUUGGUCGCACUUUUAAGGUUUUUUUUUAAUAUAUGUAUAUUCACAGAUUUAAAAAAAAUCCGAACAACAUACUUGAAGAGUGUAAUACUCAAACUCUCAGUGCUUCCUUAUUGUUUCUAAUAGGAUUUUUUAUUAUAAUUAUUAUUAUUAUUAUUGGGGUUUUUUUUGAAGGGGUUGGGAGGGUCAUUACUUUUUUUCUUUGAAAUAAAGAAGUGAUGUUUUUAAAUGAAGAAAUGCGUGAAUAAUUGUGAGCCGUCUUGUCCUGAAGCAGUUCUGAGAAGGGCAGAGAGUAGUUCCUAGUGUCAGGCUGUCAAAUGCAGCACUGUCCAUAUGCCAUUUGUCUGUCCUCCUGAGCUUAAAGAUGCAGCAUCAUGGAAAACAUCUGUUUUUUCCAUACCUUUUUGUCAUGCAGGGCUUUUUUUCCUUUUUCCACAUGUGAAGGAUGCUAUGUUUGUAUUUUUUGUUUGCGUGUCAUCUCUCAUUCCUGGCCUCAGGAUAAGAGCAAGGAAUUUCUGUUCAUCUCUUCCUAGGGAAAAGACAAGUUCUUUUGAGGAAAGAAGUACUGACUCAACAGUUCACUUAACAGAAUGGUUAUCACAAAAAUAGUUCUAAUUAAAAAAAAAAAAACCUGAAAAGUGAAACCAAAGUUUUCGUCCUGUCAGGCUCUGGUAAGAUUAUUUACGUGUCUGUAUCUGUAGUGUGCCAUCCUCUUUUUCAGCCACAAGGGACAGCACUUGGUGCAGACACCUGUGUGUGCAAAUCUCAAAAGGGAAUGCCAGCUUCAAAUGCAGCCCCAAGUCUUCACAAUGUGCCAUUACUGGUGACCUGUUGGUACAGGUAGGCAGCCCUCAAGUCCAAGGAAUCUGUGUUCAUUCUGUGCUGAUUUUUAACUGUUGUCCUUUUCACCAUAACAGUGCCAAGAUUCAUCUUUUGUCUUCAUGAAAUCUAAAAAAAAAACCUCCAGGAUUCUGUCAAAACCAUUUAUGGUGUUUAGUUAGAUCUUACUGUUUUCCUUCAUUCCAGGAUCAACUUCCCUCUAGGAAUCAAAUGUUGCCCAAGUGACCUAAACCAGUUGAAAUCAUACGUGGGCAUGUAUGAGACAUGUACAACAUACAUAUACACACAUACAUAGGCAUUGUGCUAUGGUACAGAUUCUGGGUUCUGAGAAAUUCCCUCAAACAAGGUUAAUACCUUGAGCGUUUUCUGAUUUCCAGCAAAGGCAAGGCCUCCACUGUCCAUCUUUCUUCCUCCAAGGGUUCUUUUUUUCUGUAGUCACAGGAAAUUCAGGUGCCCUUCCCCCAGGGAUCCCAGUACACCUCUCUGUCACCAUGUGCACUAAUCUGCUCCUGUCCUAAUUAAAACAAAGAUUGACAUUUACAGCUGACUCAAGCCCAAACUGCUUGUGCUUUCUGCAGUGCCACAGCCAGAGCAGAGGUGUGUGGCCAUUCCCUCCCUUGCUGCUGGCUCCGGUGAGGCUCUUCUCUAGUGACUCACAUUUCUUGGCUAACUAUCAUCUUGCCAUUUUCCAGGUUUUUUCAGAAACAAAUGUGUGAAUAACAGUAAGAACUGAUUUGGCACAUAACUGAAAUACUUCGUUGCCUUUUUUUUCCUGAAAACUGGCCUUUGUACCUCUUUUUCUCAGUCUUGUACAUACUACAAUUGCUUAAGAUAGGUUUUCAUGUGGUCAAAUCAGGAAGGAGUUAAACACCAGUGGCUCUGGACAUUUAGUGUCGGUAGUAUUUAAGGAAGUGUUGUCCCUCUUCUUUAUAUCCUAAUUUCAUUUCUUUUCUCAACUCUGUCAUAUUCAGUAUCAUUUGCUAGCUUGCCAGAAGGUGCAGGCUUAAUAGAAACUGACAUCUCAGAACUCUUUGGUGAAGGCCAUAUACAUAUGGGUCUGGACAAAGUGUCUGUCUCUCUCUCUCAACAGUUUCUUCCAUUCCAGAAAGUUGUCUGCAGUAACGUCAUGUAUGA